CUAUACAUGUAAACAGACGGCCUCGGCACAGAUACAGCUGGCAGUAAGAGUUAAGGCCACUGCUUGUAUUGCUUUUAACAGAAAGGUUAUUAUAUUGUUAAAAAUGGCUCAUCGUAUGGUGUUACGAUUAGGGCUUCUGGGAGUUGGAGGAGCUGCGAUAACUUACAAUAUCGAUGAGCUAGAAAUUGCAGCAGUUGGGGCUGUUAGGUUUGGUCGAGCAGCUGUUACAGUAACCAAAAUUGUAGCUGAUUAUCGGAAGUCACUCUACUCUGGCCACAUAACGCCAGAAUCACAUAACUAUGCAGAGAUCAAGUCAGAGACUCACAAGCGCUCUGCUGAACGGUUAUUAGAUUUGUGCUGUUUAAAUGGUGGUGCCUUUGUUAAGGUUGGUCAACAUCUGGGGUCCCUGGAGUACUUGCUGCCUGGGGAAUAUGUUAAUACCAUGAAGGUUCUGCACUCCAGUGCUCCCAAAUCUCCACUGGAAGACGUCUACAAGGUUAUUGAGGAGGAACUCAAUUGUAAGCCUGAAGAACUAUUUUUAGAAUUUGACCCCGAGCCUCUUGGUGCGGCAUCCCUGGCACAAGUUCACCGAGCCAAGCUCCACAGCGGGCAAGAAGUGGCAGUCAAGGUCCAGCACCCUAGUGUUAAGUCUCACUCCAAAGUUGAUAUGAAGGGCAUGGAGUUACUUGUGGGCAUGGUAUCGCGUGUCUUCCCUGAGUUCAGGUUCGAGUGGCUAGUUGAGGAGAUGAAGAAAAACUUACCAAAAGAGUUAGCUUUUACACAUGAAGCAAAAAAUGCUGAAAAAGUGGCUUCACAGUUUACACAUUUACCCUGGUUAAAGAUCCCUGCCAUUGAAUGGAACCUCACAACUGACAGAGUUUUAGUGAUGGAGUUUUGUGAAGGAGGACAAGUUAAUGACCGCAAUUAUAUGAUUGCUCAAGGCAUAAAUACAAACCAAGUUUCCGAAAGGAUUAGUAAACUCUACUCGGAAAUGAUUUUUGUUAAUGGUUAUGUUCACUGCGACCCACAUCCUGGCAAUGUACUUGUUAAAAAGGUUAACAAUGAAGCUCAGAUUAUUCUUCUGGAUCAUGGUCUCUAUACAAAUCUAACAACUGACUUCCGAAUCACAUAUAGCAAGUUCUGGCUUAGCAUUCUCAAUGCAGAUCUUGAUGAAAUUAAACGCAAUGGGACCGAGUUGGGUGUUGGUGAAUUGUACGGACUGUUUAGUUGUAUGGUGACUGGACGAUCCUGGAAUUCUAUUACGAAGGGUAUUGACAAAAUGGAGAGGACUUCAACAGAACAAAAUGAGAUCAAGGCUCAGGCUGCCACUUACCUGCCCGAGAUUUCUGCUGUGCUGAAUCGAGUUCCACGUCAGAUGCUUCUCAUCUUUAAGACCAAUGAUUUACUUAGGGGCAUUGAAUUCUCUCUCAACACUCAGGAAAGCAUGAAGUCAUUCAUUACAAUGUCACGAUGUUGCAUAAGAUCAUUGUUUGCGCACCAACGUACGCUUUGUAACUCAACACUUUGUUCUGUGAGAGUGAGUGUUGCAGAGACUUGGGCACAGUUUAAGAUCUCUCUCUAUAUGUUCUAUCUUGUGUGCCUUCGCUCAGACUUGGGUAGAUAUAUUCAUAAGAAGUGGAUUACUAAUAAGAAGGUGGAGACACUGUAAGUUUCCCCUUGAAACUGAAAUAUAUCAUCUGUCUGUAGCAUCUUGUAAAUGUUAAUAUGAAUGUUAUUCAUAAUAAUGUCCAUCACAAUAGUGUAGUAAUUUAUUAAACUUGUGUAUUAUAUUAAUUUUGUAUUCACUAUUUUGUGUAUAAAAAUUAUGAAUUUUAUUGUUAAACAAAUUUUUGCACUCUUUCAAUUUAACAUUAUAAUAUAUUUCAUACACUUCCGAUCUUGUCACGCGUGGACUUGUGUGACAAGCCUGAUCAACCAGGCUGUGAUUCAUACGUCAGGCUGCGAGCAGCUGCGUCCAACAGCCUGGUUGACCAGUCCAGCAACGAGGAGGCCUGGUCGACGACCGGGCCGCGGGGACGCUAAGCCCAGAAACACCUCAAGGUAACCUCAAGGGGUGAAUGUUGGGCUUCCACUGGCGGCCACUGUGCUGGUACUCUUGUAAAAUACUCGCUCAUGAAUACUUGUUAACAUGUGUAACUUGAGUGUGUAAAUAUAGUACGAUAAUUAUUUGUAUAUAAUUUUUACAAUUUGAGACCAAUGUAUGACUGUUAUAAAAGCCCAAUAGAAUUAUAUUUUUCAUGUUGCUUGAGCAUAAGUAAUACAGCUUCAUGCUCCUUAUCUCAGAUACAUUUGAAAUUCUUUUUUAAGUACUGUGAUUCUGUCUUUUAACUAAAUAUAUUUUUCUGAAUUUCAAUAAUUAUUGAACUGCAUCACAGUUUUUGUGCAAUAGUUUUAUUUCUCAUCACAUACAUAGUUAUUUAUUUUUGUAAGAAAAUUAUAGUCGUGUGAGUUUUGUGACAUAGUCUACAUUGUUUAUAAUUUUCAAGUGUGGGUAAAUUACAUCGCGUCCUUUAGUGUGUUACUACUUUCGUGAUGCAGCUUCUCUUAUAUUAUUAUGAAUCAAGCCUACAGUCGUCCACAUGUUAUAGCAGAACCCUGCAAGUUAAUCAGAUCAAAAUCACGGAGUCAGUUACCGUUGUGUAGAUGUAUAUUUUUAUAAUACUGUAUAUUAAAUGUAUUUAAGAUUGUCCAGCUGUUAAAUGUAUGUUCCAAAGUAAGAUAACUGUUGCUUUUAGGGAUGUACAUAUUACUGAAAUAUCAUUAGGGGACAUUAUAGUGUAUUGUGCCUGAAUAUACUAAUAUUGUGGGAGGUGUGGUAUAUGGUUUCUCUUAAAAUAAAUUCUUGCCUUCAUAUAAUAAUGCUGUACAGUGUGACUGGUUAUCUGAACCAAUUUGUACCUCUAGGUAUUUUGACAACUGAAAAAAGAUUGUGGUGGGUGCUAAGGCAGCUCUCAAAGUGAAUGCUUGAAACUUUUACCAGCUUUUUAAUUCUUUGCAUUAGUAAGCGUUCUAUUAAUAAAUCUUCCAGUAUAUUGAUGGGUAGAUAACACAGCAUAGGUUUAUUUGGCCAAGAAAAUAAGGAAAACAUUACCUAGCAGACAACAUUUUGCAAUCAUCACACACUCCCUCCCUUAUUAAGUAGGAUAUAAAGUUUUUUAUUGCUCCAGGUAUUAGAAAAUCUUUAAUUAUUGCUUUAUUUUUUAUUCAAUAAUGGGGAUUGGUUUAUUUUGCUGAAAUACUGUAUUGGCAAGAGGCUGGGUGAGGCAGGUAGCCAUUACUCAAGUCAACUAGCCCUUGAACACAUUUGAUACAAAUUUGUAUACAUGGCACUUACAUGUUAUUUAUUGCUAUAUUGCUACAUAGUUGUCCUGGCUUUGUGCCUUCUUGUGAUAAUUACUGAUGAUUCUCAUGUUAAUAAACAUUCCCUUUUUUCA
This is a messenger RNA of Procambarus clarkii (red swamp crayfish), 3455 nucleotides long. It is a transcript of the gene Adck1, whose product is annotated as aarF domain containing kinase 1. NCBI's taxonomy places the organism in Eukaryota, Metazoa, Arthropoda, Malacostraca, Decapoda, Cambaridae. Gene Ontology annotation, biological process: protein phosphorylation. The record is from RefSeq and is a predicted model, not a curated record. Gene Ontology annotation, molecular function: ATP binding; protein kinase activity.